CGGCUUCUGAAGAUGCCAAGGCAGUUACGGAACAAAGUAUACGGUUGCGUCUUACUUUAAGCAUGCGCACGAUUGAUCAUCUUGUUCAGACAGCGCACUACCUCCCACAAAAGGAGUGGGAAACAACUCGACAGCCAAGUUCAUCAGCAAAAGAGUGAUUACCCUGAAUUCAAAGCACAAAGAAACUAUCAGUAGGAAACGAAAUCAUGCACAGAAGUAUACCAACUAGCUCCUCCAUCGAGAGACUAAUGUAUGAUCAAUUUGCCCGUGAUGAUGGUAGUGACGGAGAACAGACAACGGAAAAAUCGCCACCCUCAUCAUCACAAGCAACAUCUACUGCAGAAUCUACUACAGUUGAUAUUGAAAAGCUGCGGCAGUUUUCUACGAAUGGACUGUAUGCAUUUUCUGGACCUGUUCCUGCGGAUGAUAAGACAAAGAAUCAGCAAGAUCAAACAAGUGGAGAAGCUCAGCGGAAAACAGCAGCAAGUAACGGAUCUACAGGACACAAGGCAUCGGAAAAAGAAAGUAGCACUAAAUCCAAGGUGCCAUCAAGUGUGCUUCCAUGGAAAACAAAAUGGAAACCAUCGCCUGAAGAUCGAAAAAAUUGGAAUCGGUUCCUAUCAACAAACUCAGAGGAAAUGUCCAAGUCAAUGCAAUUCUCUUUCAACGAUCUCAAACUGAGAGGCUUUGCAGGUCAUACUGCUGCUGUACGAACAAUCGCAGUAAAUGAACCGGUCAAACUGUUUGCAUCAGGAUCAAGGGACCGAACGAUUAAGUUAUGGUCUUUAAAUGUGCACGAUGGUAUCGAAAAUUGGGAAACAACGCCUUACUCUGAAUGCGUCGUGACAUAUACGGGUCAUCGACGGGGAACGAUCAAUGACGUUCAUUUUCUAACCGGAGUUGGCAGUGGUCUAAGCGAUGUUGUUGCUAGUUGUGAUGGACAUGUUCACCUAUGGAAUAUGGAAACGGGAAAAAGUAUUCACCAAUUUACUACAAGCCGGCCUUCGGUAGUAACAGUGAAGCCCAUCUUCCACAAUCAAAAUUUGGUGGGAGGCACUUUCGAAGGGAAUCUUAUGUUUUUCGAUGCCCAUAACCAUCGAAUCUUGCAUACAUGGAAAUCGAGUGCAAACUUGACGGGUUCGAUUCGUGUUAUCGCUGUGAAUCAAGCGGAAACUCUAAUUGCUGUUAGCUUCUCCACUGGUGCCAUAUCGUUGAUUGAGUCAAGAACAGGGACCUUGGUAGCAAGCUGGAAAGGAGGUGACACAGAAAUUACCAUGAUGAAGUUUUACACCGACGAGCUGUUGGUGUCCUGUGCACCGGCAGAUCAUUUGAUAUGCUGCUGGAACGUAAAUCAUUUGGCGUUAGUAAAAACAAUGACGGCGACACAAGACGUAGUCUCUCUUGACUUGUUUAAGGACGAAAUACUGACGAUCAACAGCAGCAAUUCUGUAUCGUUCAUACCCGUCAACGAUGAACUCCAAUCGUAUUCGUCGAAAUUCAAACCAUCGAUUAUCAAGUCCCAAGUGAGUGCGUUUGCCAUUGUCCCGACCGAGCCAUCUCUGCUGUUCGGAUGCACAGAGGGAGAGAUCUUUCUGUAUGCCUAAAUAAAGGAAGCGAUAAUAAAGAGAGGAGGAUCAAAUAUCCUGUGCUUCCAUGCAGAGUUAUCCGACGUGUCCAAAUGGUCUUAGUCAUCAUGGAAAGCUAUAAAGUGCU
Molecule: messenger RNA, 1713 nt
Organism: Zychaea mexicana
Lineage: Eukaryota; Fungi; Mucoromycota; Mucoromycetes; Mucorales; Lichtheimiaceae
Product: WD40-repeat-containing domain protein
Exons: 14
Coding region: 207-1604 (465 amino acids)
Molecular function (GO): protein binding
Source: RefSeq, a predicted model, not a curated record